Molecule: messenger RNA, 1230 nt
Organism: Orbilia oligospora ATCC 24927
Lineage: Eukaryota; Fungi; Ascomycota; Orbiliomycetes; Orbiliales; Orbiliaceae
Exons: 2
Coding region: 1-1230 (409 amino acids)
Source: RefSeq, a predicted model, not a curated record
AUGGCCGACUACUACGACGAACACGAUUCCUAUGGCUACGAUGAUGAUAUCGGACCUGCUUCGCCAACAAUGUCGGCUCACAAUGCUGCUGCAAAUGGCUUAGGCUCUCUUGCAGAUGAGCUGGCUGCUGCAUGGUCAGAUGAGGAGGGCGAUGAGAUGGACGGCGAAGAUGGCGAUGUACCCCGCUCACCGACCACCCCUAGGUCACCUACCCACCGCCGACACGCAUCAAUAUCGUCCGUAGGAUCGGCCAGCAGCCAGAGAAGACGGUUCGCUAGACUAUCGAACGACACAGCGAGCAGCAUGGUUUCUAACGGCACCUCUGCUACAUCGGCUACAAAUGCCAGCAAACCUAUGAUCAGGCAUCAUAGGCGGAUGUCGAGUUCAGCGACAGUGGAAAUUAAUGGAAAUCACGAUGGUAUCCCAUCAUCAUUGGAAGAUAAAAUGGAGCAAAUCGAGUCUGAGGCUCUAAGGGGUUUAUCAAUGGUUAAGGCAUGGUCCAGGAGGCAACGGGCAGGGAUCUUGAAGCGAAGACCAGGGAUUAAUGGGAUGGUGGAUAGCGAAGAGAUCGAGGAAGAUGAUGACCCGAUCUGCAGGCUACUAGAGGGGUUGCAGAAUCUGAGCAGCCAGAGUGGGAUUGAGACGGGGACACAGCGGCUUAUUACCGCCCACAACUCUCUUUCCACCCACGUCCAAAACCAAUCUCGUACACUCCGUGAUUUAUCACUGCAAUUAAACGCCCCUGGAACAACCGUCACGACUGCUGCACCUCGCCUAAGCACUCAGCCCAUCACAAUAUCUUCAAAGGGUGCUGUUUCCGAUGACGAAGAUGAAGACGACGAUAAAGAGGAUGACGACGACACGACACCUCUGUUCGCAAAUUUACUCUCUACAGUUCCAACACCCACAAUCCAACCUCUCCAGGACCUCCAAAACAUCCACCAGUUGACCGUUCAGCUGAUCUCCCACUUCGCCGGUUUGUCGGAUGCGAUACAUAUGUUCAAACAACAGUCGAAUGCUGCCAGUCGAAAAUUACGUGGCGCGAAAGAGGCCAUUAGAGAAUAUAAGCUUGAAGUUGAAACCGUCGAGCAGGCGAGGCAGUGGAUCGACGAAGGUGAUUGGGACCGACGGCUUGACAAUCGAGAAGCCGCUGGAGUCUGCCGAGAGGUCCUUGGUGGCUUUGAGGAUGUUAUCCGAAACAUGGAAAGACGAAUCGAAGGGCUUUGUUAG